UGUUUGUAGAAGUGUUGUGUUGUGCCUACAUACCACUAAGAGAAACCAGAAAUAUGCAGCCCACCACAAUGAUUGUUCUGGCUUGCCUAGUGGCAGUAGUAGCAGCGAACACUCAAUACCAGUACCCCAUCGAAGAUUCCGCCAACUUACAGGAAGGCCAAGUCUAUGAAUCAAUCAAUGACACACCAGUUCACGAGAACAGUCCAAGAACGAAGCGAGGUUUACUUCUUUUGAAGAAGAAACUCCUACUUGGAGCCCUUGGACUAAAAGCAGCGAAGGUGGGCGCUGUAGGUGCUGGAGUAGCUGGUGCCAUCGCACUUAAAAAGCAGUCAGUACACUCACGACCUCAAUAUUAUCACGGCCACUCUCCAUCAGUCGUUGAAGUUCAUAGCUGGUCGGGCUAACCGCUUUUCCAUUUUUCUUAUAUAGUACAUUGAGUACUACAGAAAAUGAAGACUUCGCGUGACUAUCCAGAAAUGUUGUUUAAGAGCUCAAACCAAGGGGUAUUUUAGUUAAAACUUAGAUUAGUGCUGGUUGUGAAACCAUAAAGAUCUUAUGUAAUAGAUGCUGCCAUAUAUAAAAUCAGGAACAUUUAUUAUACAAUAAACUGGAAGUUUCAUGUUAUAGCUAUUGUUUGUCGAUUUCUUUCACGAAUUUUCUUUGUAUAUUGUGUAAUACUGUUCUACAAAUAUGGAUGUUUUUAGAGUAUUGCCUAUGAUUUGUUAUAAUAUUUAUAACAAAUGGAGACUCGAGUUAAGUGUUAGAGUGCUGUUUGUUAAUAAAUGU
Messenger RNA from Pieris brassicae (large cabbage white), 786 nucleotides. RefSeq lists its product as uncharacterized. NCBI's taxonomy places the organism in Eukaryota, Metazoa, Arthropoda, Insecta, Lepidoptera, Pieridae. The transcript has 5 exons. The record is from RefSeq and is a predicted model, not a curated record. Bases 54 to 404 code for a protein of 116 amino acids.